Exserohilum turcica Et28A is the source of this 201-nucleotide messenger RNA. RefSeq lists its product as uncharacterized. The record is from RefSeq and is a predicted model, not a curated record. NCBI's taxonomy places the organism in Eukaryota, Fungi, Ascomycota, Dothideomycetes, Pleosporales, Pleosporaceae. The transcript has 2 exons. Bases 1 to 201 code for a protein of 66 amino acids.
AUGGGCGCCGUCGUAUCGUGCAUCAAGUCCAUCUUCCGGACCAUCGGAAACUGCAUCAUGGCCAUUGUCAACGCCAUUGCUGCAGGCCUCAAGGCAAUCAUCAACGCCAUUGUCUCGCUGUUUGGUAUCAUCAUCAGCUGCCUGACGUGCGGCCGUGGCGGCGGCGGCAGAAGGCGCACGACGCAUACGAGUAGAGUCUAG